Molecule: messenger RNA, 3420 nt
Organism: Penicillium expansum
Lineage: Eukaryota; Fungi; Ascomycota; Eurotiomycetes; Eurotiales; Aspergillaceae
Product: ankyrin repeat domain-containing protein
Exons: 5
Coding region: 1-3420 (1139 amino acids)
Molecular function (GO): protein binding
Source: RefSeq, a predicted model, not a curated record
AUGGUCUGGCAUGAGUUAAAAAAAAAGACCAAGAGAAAAUUUCACCGAAACGCGGCGACCAGAUCAACUGAAAUUCCAAGCACCCAGGCGUCCCUACCCCUCAUCCAGCCUGCAACCUCUUCCACAACUACAAAUUCACCCAAUCUCGAUACGACAUCGGAAACAUCUAAAAGCGAUCCAGUGGUUGAGAUCGUGGGACCGGCCUCAAACUCUCGGCCUAAUAGCACAGAUGCCUACAUGACCCCCCCCCCCCCCCCCCCCCCCCCCCCCCCCCCCCCCCCCCCCCCCCCCCNGCUUUCACCAAAGGAACAGCAGCAACUUGACGCCUUUAGAACACAAGGACAGCUCACAUUCAGUGAGGAUGCUCAGAAAUCUUAUAUCAAAGACCUCAUCGACAUUACCAUAGGAAAGCAGAAAGAAUGGGAGGAUCGUCGAUGGGUUCUCAAAUUUGAUGGCCACACAAUCGUCCCAAGGGAAUAUAUGGAGGACAUAGUGAACUGCCUUACGCUUGCUGGUGAUAUUGGUGUCAACUUCUUACCUCAACCCGCAGAUGUUGUUUGGCCUGUGAUCAAGGGUGCCAUGCAGGCUCCCAUCACCGCAGAAGCUGAAAUUGGGGCCACCCUUACGGUCACCGAUCUACUGGUUCGAUAUAUUAGCUGUGGAAACGCAUACGAGAAAAAUUAUCUUCCUAAAGCUACGGAUCAGCUUAAAGAGAGACUUAAGUCAGCUUUGGAGGAUAUGUAUGUUGCGUGUUUGAAGCUCAUAUGUGUUACUCUGAAGCAACUACAGCGUCAUACGGCUUCACGAGUGGCCCAGGCCUUUUGGAAUCCUCAGGAAGUCCAAUCACAAGUCUCGGAAUUGGAGCAGUUCUAUUCUACACUACUCGGGGUUACUCAAAAUUGUCAGAGUGAGAUAGUCGACCAGAUCGACGACCGCAUCCUUGAUUUUGUCAAGAAUUUCAACAACUUUGAAUCCUUCGUCGCAAACAACUUUCACAUGAUUUUGGAGCGACUGGACGAGCAGAGAAUAACCGAAAUGCUUGAUUGGAUCUCACCCACGAAGGAGCGAGAUCGACACGACCCUACCAACACAGAUCGCUUGCUUGAUACUUGCGAAUGGCUAUUGCAAAAUUCCACCUUUAAGGAAUGGGAUAUGAGCGAGGGGAAAGCGACUCUUUGGCUCCAGGGGUCCCUUGGAACUGGGAAAACAUACCUGACAUCUAAAAUCAUCGAUCACCUCCUCAAAACGACGCUUCCCUGGGAGGGCCUUGCGUACUACUACUGUAAGCGAACUGAGGGACACCGUGAUGAGAAGCCAGAUGAUGUUAUUCGAAGCCUAUUUCGUCAACUAGCAGCUCCAGACCAGAACUCGAAGAUCAGCAAGGAUGUUCAAAGUCUGUUCCUUCAGAUGAAGAACAAGACAUCUUCUCCAGACAUCAACAUCUGCAAAGAGCAACUUGUCAAGUUGGUCAAUGAAUAUAGUCGAACCACCAUUGUUCUAGACGCUCUUGAUGAAUGUGAUAAACGUACAAGAAAGGUACUAUUCGACUUCAUUGACCGUCUUCAGUCCUGUUCCGAAAAGCCGAUAAGAGUAUUUUUCUCUGCUCGUCCAGACCCGGACAUCAAGAAGCGCUUUGGCGACCAUUCCACUAUCCAAACUCGAACCACUGAUGUCAAUGGUGAUAUCAGACUAUUGAUUGAAGAAAAGGUCAAGGAUAUCCAAUGCUGGAAUGAUAUGUCAGAAGAAAAUCAAAUGGAAACCGUUGACAAACUUUUAGAAAAGGGUGCCGGGAUGUUUCAACUCGUGAAUCUCCAAAUCCCUUAUCUCAUAGACUGCGGCUUGAAACAAGACGUUUUCGCUCAACUUGAGAAGAUACCAGAGGACCUCACAAAAGCCUACGAAGAAAUCUAUGACAGAUUAUCUCAGAAAAGGUUCCAAAAACGGCUUGUGGACCGUGCAUUUAUUGAUAGUUGGGGAUUCCCACAUGCUUCUGUUAUAGAUUUCAUCGAAGAAAAGUUAUGGGACGUACAUACGGCCCAUUGCCAUGCUGCCAAAGUUUGUCUCCGAUUUCUUAUGCGUGUGUAUGGAAAAUCGAUGAGCGAUAUACCCACAACUCACAAUAACGCCAAUGAGAUUGUAUCGACUCGAAGUCAAGAUCAAGACAUCCUUCAAAAGAAUCACCCAUUCCAUCGCUAUUGCCGACAUCAUUGGGUACGCCAUGUCCAGUAUCAAGAAUUCAAUCUACCGAAUGAGGAGGGGGAAUUUGAUAUGGAGCUAAGAUCCCUACUCCAUCGGUUUCUGGGCUCUCCCACCCAAGGUGGGCCAGCCUAUCAGGAGUGGUAUCAAGACAUAGUCAAUGAUGACAGGGAGUUUUGUCCAUUGAACUCGAUCUUCCGGUUCGAAAUACAACACCAAGACCUCUCACCGCCCAUCCUCCCAGUUCUUGCGAUGUCACGUCUCUCAUUUGAUGGCAUUCUUUCCGACUGGUGGGAUAGCUACGAGAUAUCUUUAUCACACAUAAAUGAUCGAAAUGAAGCCCCUCUCAUCCUUGCUGCCAAAGCUGGCUGCUUUUCGAUAUGUGAAAGGCUUAUUAGGAAAGGGGCGUCUGUGAACCAAUGUGCCAAUGGAUUUAGUGCUCUUUCAGCUGCAGCACAGGGCGGUAAUAUGAAUACGGCCAAACUUCUUAUCGAGCAUGGAGCCUCGGUAGAUCUGCUUAUUCAGGGGUAUUUGGGAAGUGCUCUUGCAGCUGCAGCAUGUGACGGUAAUAUUAAGAUGGCCAAACUUCUUAUCGAGCAUGGAGCCUCGGUGGAUCUGCUUCUUCAGGGGUACUUUGAAAGUGCUCUUGCAGCUGCAGUAUGGUACGGUGGAAAUAUAAUAGCCCAGUUUCUUCUCGAUCAUGGAGCCUCAGUGGAUCUGCUUCUUCAAGGGAAGUAUGGAAGUGCUCUUGCAGCUGCGGCAUAUGGCGGUGAAGAUAAGAUAGUCCAGCUUCUUCUCGAUCAUGGAGCCUCUAUUGAUCUUCCUGUCCAAAGUGGUUUCUAUGGGAGCAGUCUUGCGGCGGCAGCCGCAAAAGGAAACGCUUUGGUGGUCAAGUAUUUUAUUAGCCAAUGCAACGCCAACGUGAAUCUGACUUUGACCACGGGAAGAUAUGGAACUGCUUUAAACGCAGCCUCCUAUUGGGGUCAAAUCGAUUGUGUCAAGAUUCUGCUCCAAGCUGGAGCCAUUGUGGAUCGUUCCCUGACUCCUCAAGGCUUCAGUGAUGCUUUUCUGGCCUCUGAAGCGGUUGUUGUCACAAACGAUUCAUAUAGAUUCCCAGAGUCGCGAUGCUGGGGAGAUCGAACUGAGCGCGAAAUGGCUGAUGAUAAACAGGAGGUAACGAGGAUUUUGAAGGAGAGCGUAUCCUCAAAAGCCAUUAGUGAGUAG